Molecule: messenger RNA, 434 nt
Organism: Saccostrea cuccullata (small rock oyster)
Lineage: Eukaryota; Metazoa; Mollusca; Bivalvia; Ostreida; Ostreidae
Product: tyrosine-protein phosphatase non-receptor type 9-like
Exons: 4
Coding region: 1-402 (133 amino acids)
Biological process (GO): protein dephosphorylation
Molecular function (GO): protein tyrosine phosphatase activity
Source: RefSeq, a predicted model, not a curated record
AUGUAUUUAAUUAGCGCUGGAAUCGGGCGAACCGGAACGUUCAUAGCUCUGGACGUUCUGUCGAGGUACGGUGAGGAACACGACAAAAUCAACGUCAUCGAGUUCGUUAAGGCCAUGCGUAAAGACAGGAUGACCAUGAUUCAAAACGCUGAUCAGUACGUAUUCCUUUAUCACGCCCUGUAUGUGUACUUCAGAAGAAAGGCGAAUUUUAUCAGCAGAACAGAGUUUAUCGAGUUGUAUGGCGAAAUAGAAAAACCAGAAAAAAGAAGACGACUUAGGAAUGAAUUCAAUGCUGUGAUUAGUUUGAAGCCACACUACACCGCUGAUGAUUACGGAACAGGACGACGGUACAUGAAGCUCAGUUUUACUAAUUCUGUUUUACCAGUCGUUUACCAGGGCUGAAGAGUUCAUUUCUGCUCAAUUUCCGGUAUAAG